UUUAUACUAUUUACUAUUGUAGAGGGUGAGUCUAAAACUGUCCGUUUAGUCUCAGCAGGUUUCUGCCCUUCCGCCGUCGUCCCCAUGAUUCCUCCUCCUUCUCUCCACGUUCACAGUCGGUCGGUUGUCUCCUUCCCCAACCAUUCAAUUGGUUUCCUUGAAAAUCGGUUUUAUUGAAGAACUGCAAUACACUAUUGCUAGAAAUCAACCACUUCCCGUUAACUGUACUGGAUUCAUAGCUCCACAGAAAAAACCUUUCUUCUCCACAUUCGCAAUUCUUCGUAUUUCUAAACCGUCUAAGCAAUUACCAUAGGCGACUAUAUAAUCUCAGGCAGACAACCGAUCUUGCUUACUGAAAAUUGAAGAUUGAUUGAAGAUAAGGGCUUGAACCCUAAUUUCAUUUCUUCAUAUUACGAGCUCUAUCUCCUGUUGUGCCUCCUAUAUCUCCAUGGUCGUCAUCAAUGGCGGACUUUUCUUCAGGAGCGACUCCAAAAGAGGGGAAAUGAAAUGGAACCAGAAUAUUUACAAUGUGCAGCAACUCAAGCUUGUCACAGAACACUGGUUUGACAACAAUGGUGGCAAUGGAGGUUGCAGUGGCAGUGUCGGCAGCGGUGGUGGCCACCGCGGCGGAAGUGGCAGUGGCGGCAGCAGUGGUGGCAAAGGCUCUGGACGUGGUGGUGACCGCUGUGGUGGCUCUUAUAGUGGUGGCGGCCACCGCAGUAGCGUCGCUGAGAAAUUAUUUGCUGAUUAUGCUCUACCGCUCGGGAGAGUUGAGGUGGGAGACAUUGUUGCACCACGGGCAGGGCUGCAUAAAGGCAAACAUCAGAGGGUUAUCAAUAUCGAAGUGGAUAGCAAGUCCGCUGCUUUGGAGAUCAUUAAGAAAAAGCCGAAGGGUAGCAGUUGUGGUACCAAGGUUAAACGCCACCGUGGUGGUCCUGGUGAUGGAGGUGGAGGCCAUGAUGAUCAUGGUGGUUUCAGUGGAGGAGAUGUCAAACGUUGCAAGCUUCACUAA
Molecule: messenger RNA, 1012 nt
Organism: Lactuca saligna
Lineage: Eukaryota; Viridiplantae; Streptophyta; Magnoliopsida; Asterales; Asteraceae
Source: the annotation of a GenBank genome assembly